This is a messenger RNA of Marmota flaviventris (yellow-bellied marmot), 848 nucleotides long. RefSeq names its product ribulose-phosphate 3-epimerase-like. Lineage: Eukaryota; Metazoa; Chordata; Mammalia; Rodentia; Sciuridae. The record is from RefSeq and is a predicted model, not a curated record. Gene Ontology annotation, molecular function: D-ribulose-phosphate 3-epimerase activity. Gene Ontology annotation, biological process: pentose-phosphate shunt; carbohydrate metabolic process.
CGGGGCCCCGGCUGCGCGCCCAAUCGGGGUGACGCUUUCGUCUAGCCGGGGACUCGUGGGGUAACUAGCACUACGGAACCAGCACCAUGGCGUCGGGCUGCAAGAUUGGCCCGUCCAUCCUUAACAGCGACCUGGCCAAUUUAGGGGCUGAGUGCCUCCGGAUGCUAGACUCUGGGGCAGAUUAUCUGCACCUGGAUGUAAUGGACGGGCAUUUUGUUCCCAACAUCACCUUUGGUCACCCUGUGGUAGAAAGCCUCCGAAAGCAGCUAGGCCAGGACCCUUUCUUUGACAUGCACAUGAUGGUGUCUAAGCCGGAACAGUGGGUAAAGCCAAUGGCUGUAGCAGGAGCCAAUCAAUACACCUUUCAUCUAGAGGCCACUGAGAACCCAGGGGCUUUGAUUAAAGACAUCCGGGAAAAUGGGAUGAAGGUUGGCCUUGCCAUCAAACCAGGAACUACAGUUGAGUAUUUGGCACCAUGGGCUAAUCAAAUAGAUAUGGCCUUGGUUACGACAGUGGAACCUGGGUUUGGAGGGCAGAAAUUCAUGGAAGAUAUGAUGCCACAGGUCCAUUGGUUGAGGACCCAGUUCCCAUCUUUGGAUAUAGAGGUCGAUGGUGGAGUAGGUCCUGACACUGUCCAUAAAUGUGCAGAGGCAGGAGCUAACAUGAUUGUGUCUGGCAGUGCCAUUAUGAGGAGUGAAGACCCCAGAUCUGUCAUCAACUUACUAAGAAAUGUUUGCUCAGAAGCUGCUCAGAAACGGUCUCUUGAUCGAUGAAAUCAUAAGGAAUCCAGAGUUUGUGUUCAUGAAACCUUUUUACUGGAAAACAGGAAUAUUGACUACCAAAUCAUA